Linum tenue is the source of this 425-nucleotide messenger RNA. Lineage: Eukaryota; Viridiplantae; Streptophyta; Magnoliopsida; Malpighiales; Linaceae. The record is from the annotation of a GenBank genome assembly.
CAGCUACCUCGCGCGAUCUGGUUUUUGCCGUUUUAUUAUUUUCCUUGGCGGUCGAGCUCUCUGCUCUCUCCCCACACAGUUUUCUCCCGCUAGAUACCGCAACCAGAGUCAGAGACACCAGGCAGCUUGGUUUGCAUUUUGAGAUGGGGUUCGUGAAGGAGUUUGCGGAGAAUCUGAUCCUGAGGUUGAUGGAGGAUCCUCAAGAGAGGGACAAGAGGUUCAGGGAACAUGUGUACUCGAUGAAGGAUCGGUGCAAGAAAACGAAGGAGAUGUGGAGCUUGCCUCUCCGCCCUUAUGGGUUCUGGACGUUCGAUCGCCACAAUGCGCAGCUGUUUUGGGACCCUCAGAUCAGCCAGGUCCAAGGCCGCAGGGACCCUUAUGAUGAUGUUCUUCGCACACUCAAUGGUCAUCCUCCUCCCAAGUGA